AUGAAGUGCAUUUAUGUCAGUUGCAGCUCAGAGUGGAUUUAUCCAGUCGAUGAAGCGUUGGAAAAACAGUUGCGGCAGGUCGCCUACUUUUCCGGGACGGCCCAUCGGAAUCGAGUAGUAGCAGCACUUAUGGAGCAGGACGAGGGUGCAUUCGUCAUCCGACUUUCAGAAUCAAGAAGGAGGUGUCUAGCACUGAGUGUUCGAGUACCAUUCAGCCACAAUUCGACCGGCAUAGCACACUACCUCAUCAUUCGAAAUGACAAAGGAUUCAAACUAAAAGUUCGGCCUCUCCUGUUUUCACUGUUCCCUUUUGUAAACUCAGAGUGGAUUUAUCCAGUCGAUGAAGCAUUGGAAAAACAGUUGCGGCAAGUCGCCUACUUUUCCGGGACGGCCCAUCGGAAUCGAGUAGUAGCAGCACUUAUGGAGCAGGACGAGGGUGCAUUCGUCAUCCGACUUUCAGAAUCAAGAAGGAGGUGUCUAGCACUGAGUGUUCGAGUACCAUUCAGCCACAAUUCGACCGGCAUAGCACACUACCUCAUCAUUCGAAAUGACAAAGGAUUCAAACUAAAAGGUCCGAACAAGUACUUCCAGUCAAUUCCGAUGCUGGUAACACAUCACUCGGUGAUGCCCGAACAGCUUCCCUGUCGCCUGAUGUUCGUGCACUGGGGUAAUACAUGGAAAAGCGAAACGAACAACAAUUACGAAUAUCCGCCGUGUGAUUAA
Molecule: messenger RNA, 723 nt
Organism: Gongylonema pulchrum
Lineage: Eukaryota; Metazoa; Nematoda; Chromadorea; Rhabditida; Gongylonematidae
Source: the annotation of a GenBank genome assembly